Messenger RNA from Motacilla alba alba, 821 nucleotides. Its product is annotated as endogenous retrovirus group K member 5 Gag polyprotein-like. Gene Ontology annotation, biological process: viral process. The record is from RefSeq and is a predicted model, not a curated record. The transcript is spliced from 2 exons. NCBI's taxonomy places the organism in Eukaryota, Metazoa, Chordata, Aves, Passeriformes, Motacillidae. The coding region runs from base 3 to 740 and encodes 245 amino acids.
ACAUGCUGUUGGGCACAGGGAAUUUUGCCGAUGCUCAGGGGCAGGCUGGCUUUGCUCCCCUUGUGCUUGACCAGUGCCACACGCUUGGCGUGGCAGCGAUAAUUCGGACCCUGGAGAUGGCUGCUCCACGGAAGCCGUUCCCAACCAUUCUCCAGGGGGUUGAUGAGCCGUUCAUGAAAUUUGCAGCGCGGCUGACCGCAUCUGUGGAGAGGCAGGUGCCUGAUGCUAUAACAAGGGAGAUUGUCAUUAGAACCAUGUUGAAAGUUAACAGCAAUGACGCUUGUAAGAGGGUCAUAGCGGCUCUGUCUGCAGAUCCUACUGUUCCAGAGAUGGUAGAGGCCUGUUCGGGUCUCGACCUUUUGGGUCAAAAGAUGGCUGGCAUGGCUACUGCUGUGCAGCCGGUGUGGACGGUGCCGCAGGCCAAGCGGCCACAACAGGGGUAUGCGCGGACCGGCAAGAAGCGGGGAAAGAAAGCGCAAAAGGCCAAAUAUCCCAUGUUUUUGUGUGGUCGGUGUGGACGGCCAAAUCACAUGUCCAAUGCCUGCAAGGCGACUGCUCAUGUCACUGGCCAGGCUUUGCCAGGUUCGGGAAACGGGAAGCGGAGCGCACAGGGGAGAUGCGCUCCGACACAAGCUUCUCUCCAGACCUCGGAGCCGAUGGAGGUUUGCUUUGCCGGCUUGCCGCCAGCACCCGUGGAUCAGCAGGUGUGGAUGUCUGCACCGCAGGAACAGUUGUUUUAGAAUCUUGUCGGAUACACAAGGUUCCCCUGGAUGCCUUUGGUCCCUUGGGUGGGGGCAUGAGUGCUCUCCUGAUGGGGAGGU